Messenger RNA from Fomitiporia mediterranea MF3/22, 1216 nucleotides. RefSeq lists its product as uncharacterized. Bases 69 to 998 code for a protein of 309 amino acids. NCBI's taxonomy places the organism in Eukaryota, Fungi, Basidiomycota, Agaricomycetes, Hymenochaetales, Hymenochaetaceae. The transcript has 7 exons. The record is from RefSeq and is a predicted model, not a curated record.
CCUUCCCUCUUUUUUUCUCAGCAGACGACCAACAGCCAUUCUUUAGCACUCACUGUCUCUUCUCGACAAUGUCAUUCACACUCUCGUCGCUUGCUUUCGUGCUGGUUUCUGCGCUUCAUGUCUUUGCCGAAUCGCACACAGUUCGCUUCCAAAACAACUGUGGCACCGGCACUCCGAAACUCGUCCAAGGAGGAAAGAUUCUGUCGACUGGUGAAGACUAUACGAGUAAUGGCCCCAUAAACUCCGCCAUUGCCUAUCUUGACAGGAACGAUGAAUGUCUUCUCAACGGCGAGCAUUGUACGCUCGUCGAGAUGAAUAUGAACAACCCUUCGUGUCCAGGGUGCGGAUCAAGCGUCGACAUCUCACUUAUCCCGAGCCAUGCCUUCAACGUUGAAACAUCUUUCGCAUUCUUCGGCGGUGACGGUGAUGUCUGCGACGGCCUCGGCGCAGUUUGCGCAGACUCAAACUGCAAGACUGCAUUCUUCCAACCGAAUGACAACUCUGUCCAACGGUCAUGUCAAGCGAAUAAUGUGAACCUCCUUAUCACGUUCUGCGACGGUGUCAAGACUUCCGAGUUUACCGAAGCUGUCGUUGGGUCUAUGUCUGGAGGUAACGUGCGCGGCGAUUCCGGUAUUGCGAGCAGUUCGAGCAAAGCUGAGCCCUCGUCGUCACCGACAAACGCUGCUCCAUAUUCGAGUACUUCCGAGGCGUCUUCCACUUCCGUUCCUGCCCAAGAGCAGUCCAACACUGCAGUUAAUUCCUCACCUGCCGACAACUCGAGCGCAGAUACCUCUAUCCCAGUUCACACUGCCUCUGUCUCUGGCUCGGGAUUGACCUCAGGUUCAGGAUCUACCGUCUCCACCGCUACAAAGGCAUCCCCUACAUGCAAGCGCUCGCGCUCCCGUCGUUCCAAGCGCGCUGCCACGCUAUCCAACCACGCACGCUCGCAGUCUCGUGCUCGUGCACUUGCUGGCGUUCACGGCUCUUCCACAUUCUAACGGGGUUUUCAACUGGGAGUUCCCUUCCUUUCGGUUGGUUAGUAUAUCCACUAGGUGCACGAUCGUCUCUCCCGCGAGGGCUUUGUUCUCUCCGCCAAUCUAAGCCUCGAGCUUUUUUCUUUUUUCGUGGUAUGAGACCUCGCUUGCGAGGUCACCUUUCGUCAUUGUCCCCCCCGUCUUUCUUCCGAUUGGUCGACCUUGCGAGCGAGGUCUUCAAG